This is a messenger RNA of Pseudophryne corroboree (corroboree frog), 699 nucleotides long. RefSeq lists its product as uncharacterized. The transcript has a single exon. The record is from RefSeq and is a predicted model, not a curated record. NCBI's taxonomy places the organism in Eukaryota, Metazoa, Chordata, Amphibia, Anura, Myobatrachidae. The coding region runs from base 1 to 699 and encodes 232 amino acids.
AUGUUUUGUCUGAGGAAACCAGUCUCAUCUGCUCAUCUGACUUUAUGUUCAUACUAUUUCUCAGACAAACACGGAAAUGUGUAUGCACUACCAACCAUGCUGUGCAGUGCUUCUGCUCUUGCUCCUCCAGUCACCAUGCUGUGCAAUGCUUCUGCUCUUGCUCCUCCAGUCACCAUGCUGUGCAAUGCUUCUGCUCUUGCUCCUCCAGUCACCAUGCUUUGCAAUAUUUCUGCUCUUGCUCCUCCAGUCACCAUGCUGUGCAAUGCUUCUGCUCUUGCUCCUCCAGUCACCAUGCUGUGCAAUGUUUCUGCUCUUGCUCCUCCAGUCACCAUGCUUUGCAAUAUUUCUGCUCUUGCUCCUCCAGUCACCAUGCUGUGCAAUGCUUCUGCUCUUGCUCCUCCAGUCACCAUGCUGUGCAAUGUUUCUGCUCUUGCUCCUCCAGUCACCAUGCUGUGCAAUGCUUCUGCUCUUGCUCCUCCAGUCACCAUGCUUUGCAAUGCUUCUGCUCUUACUCCUCCAGUCACCAUACUGUGCAAUGCUUCUGCUCUUGCUCCUCCAGUCACCACGCUGUGUAAUGCUGCCGCUCUUGCUACUCCAGUCACCAUGCUGUGCAAUGUUCUGCUCUUGCUCCUCCAGUCACAGUCUUUUCAGCAGAUGUUUCUGACAGCUGCAGAUGGCAGAUUGCAAGGUAGAGUGUAA